UUCUAAAACACCUGCAGAAAGACUGUAAAACACUCUGGUAGUCAAUUCGCCUCUGCCCUCCUCCCAGGCAGAAACUGCGACGCUCGCUGGUUAGUGACAGCCACUACCGCGCAGGUUUGGAAAGCUGCUUUUACUUCCUCCUCAGAGCAAGUCCAAAAUGAAUUCUAACUUGUUGAUCCUAACUUUUUGCUUAAAGAUCAUUGCAUGUCUUGCUGUAGAAUCCACAGGCUCCGUCACAGACAGAAGUAGAACAUUUGUCAGGAAAGAGGUAAAACAACCAUUUAACCCCAGAGUGAAAAGAGAUGUCGGCUCUACCAGUUCGUCAGCAGAGUUUUCCCCUUGCGUCUCACCUGUUUCAAUACAAGACUUCAAUAAAUUGAAACAAAACACCCACCAGCAUGCCUUUAUUGAUGAUGAUGGGUCCAGCGUUGUGCUGUCCUGGGUUGGUGAUGGAACAGGAAUCAUUCUGGUCAUGACUAUCUUCAAUGUACCAGUUACUUGGUUUUUUGACCAGGGUUCUUCACGACUGUAUAGAAGUGAGGACUCUGGGAAAACCUUUGAAGAUAUCUCCAAUGUCAUCAAGAACACCUACAUACGGAAAGAAUUUGGAAUCAAUGUGGGGCCAAGUAAUUCACAAAGGGUAAUUCUCACUGCUGAUGUGGCAUUGACUCGUGAGCAAGGAGGCAGAAUAUUUACAUCGCUUGAUUCUGGGAAAUCAUUUGAUUUUGUAGAUCUUCCUUUCCACCCUGGCCAGCCAAUUGUCUACCACUCUUCAAACCCAGACUACCUGCUUGUGUCCAGCAUAGACAACAUUUUGUGGCUAUCAGUGGAUUUUGGGAAACACUGGACUAAAAUACAUGAAAAUGUGCAGGCUUUUUCUUGGGGGCCUGGCAUCACAAUUUUUUUCAGCACACAUCCCAAUGAUACACUGGAUGCUGAUCAAAGGGGAGAGUUGCUCUUGAAAAGAACAGAAGACUUGGGCAGAACAUUUAGUACUGUCUCCAACAACAUGUUCUCAUUUGGAUAUAUUGGGCGCUUUCUCAUUACGUCGAUUGUGAAAAAACAGGGUGAACCCAGAGCUUUAUAUAUUUCUUCAGACCAGGGAGACACCUUCAAUCAAGCACAGUUACCCUCGGCUACAAAAGAACAGUUUUAUUCAGUGCUUGAAGCAGAUGAUGAUAUGAUUUUUAUGCAUGUGGAUGAACCAGGAGACACUGACUUUGGCAUGGUUUACACAUCUGAUGACCGUGGUGUCCUUUACUCAAAAUCACUGGAGCGUCACUUGUUUGCAGCCAGUGGAAAGAGUGACUUUACCAACGUAACCUCACUUCGUGGAGUUUAUCUUACCAACGUCCUCGAUCAAGAUGGCAGCAUUCGGUCUGUUAUAACCUACAACAGGGGAGGAGAGUGGAAUCCCUUAAACAAGCCAGCUGAUGUUAAAUGUGCAUCAGAUAGCAAGAGGUGCAGCCUUCACAUACAUGGGGAGUACAGCAUAUCUAAUCAGUUGGCUCCUAUGCUUCCGCUUUCUGAUCCAAGCGCUGUUGGUUUGAUAAUUGCACAUGGUAGCGUUGGAGACUCCAUCACAGCAGUAAAAUCCGAUGUUUACAUCUCUGAUGAUGGAGGGUAUAGCUGGAUGAAGACUCUGGAGGGCCCUCACCAUUACACCCUUCUAGAUUCUGGAGGACUCAUUGUAGCAGUGGAAUAUUACACAGACAUACCUAUCAAAACAGUCAAGUUUUCAACUGACGAAGGACAGUGUUGGCAGUUGUAUAAUUUCACAGAUAAACCAAUUAUCUUUGCUGGUCUGGCAUCAGAACCAGGGACCAAGACAAUGAACAUCAGCAUCUGGGGUUACAUGCCAGAGGCUGGUUACAAAGCCACAUGGGUUUCAGUCACCAUCGACUUUGAGCAGCUCCUGACAAGAGACUGUGAAGAUGAUGACUAUGUAAAUUGGUUAGCCCACUCCACAGAUGAGGGAGAUAUAGCAAAUGAUGGGUGUGUUCUUGGGUACAAAGAAACUUUCAGGAGGCUCAAGAAAAAAUCUGUCUGCAUAAAUGGAAGGGAUUACAUUGUAGAGAAAGAGCAGAACCCCUGUCUGUGCACCAAACUAGAUUACAUGUGUGAUUAUGGAUACUAUCGUCAAGAGAACAGUUCAGAGUGUGUUGAACAACCAGAUUUUAAGGACCGUCAACUUGAAUUCUGUUUACUAGGAAACGAAGAGCUGCUUAUGACAACAGGGUAUCGAAAGAUUCCUGGUGAUAAAUGUGCCGGUGGGUUUACACCUAAGAGGACUGAGGAGCAGGUGAAUAAAAGAUGUGGAACAGCAGAACAAAUUCAAACUUCAAAAUCUAAAGAGAUAACCAUUGUGUUUGCUGUCAGUGCUGUGAUUAUGAUGAUAGCAUUAGUCACAGGUGCAUUUCUAAUCAUCAGAAAGUAUGUGUGUGGAGGAAGGACCCUAGCAUAUUGCUAUUCUUCUCUACGAGAAGAUGAUGAUCGCUGUAUUGACGGUGAACUGGUGGCUAAUGAAACAAAUGCUGGAAGAGGGUUUCAUGAUGACUCUGAUGAAGAUCUCAUUGAAUGACUAUCAAAAACCAUGGAGUAAAGAGUCUGAAGAAGUUCUCCAGAGACUUUAAGCUGAAGCAAAACAUAGAUUUUCUUCUAAGACAGUGCCUAAAAGUUUUCUGUCUCAGGCUGUACUUUGUAAUGUGACUUAUUUUAUAUGUGAUUGUUGCUUUUAUUUACAGCAUAUUUGUUUUUUUUUAAUGCUUAAUAUAAUAUAAAAACAGGCAAAGGGGUGAAGUUUUUGAAACUUUUUUGCUGCUCAGAUAAAUAAUGAAGAUGAUUUUUUGCUAAAAGGCUUAUAUUUGUAGUUUGUAGUUGAAGCUGUGAUAUUUAUUGAUGUUUAAAAAGAAAACAAUGGUCCCUAUUUGUAAGUUGGUGCAAAGGCAAAGUCCAUUUCUAGAAAGGAAAAAGUGACCUUUAACAGUACAUAUAUGCAUAGCAUAAACUAGUCAGAAUAAUGUUUCAAGUUCUCCUUCCUGAGUUUAGUUUUUAUACAGUUGCAAUUUAGUUUAUUUUCCCCAAAAAAGUUGACCUUUGCUUAUGAUUUAAACUAGGUUUUGCUGUGCCUUUUAUGAAGUACUUAUUACUUACAAAGACGUUGAAGUGCAUUACUAUUUUUUUUUUUUUUAUGUAUUUUAUAUGAAAAUGUGCUUAAUGCAAAGCAGCAACUGAAUUAUAUAAACCAAAACUGUUUUAAAGUCAUCACUGGUAACACAGUGAAGCUGGUUCCUCAAGUAAAUUCUCAUGGUAUAUUGCAGUGCAUUUGGUAGCAUUUUUUGUUUAUUUUAAUAUGUACUUAAAUGUAAAAUGUGGUGAAUAAUGUGCAUAUAAGCAACAGAAUUGGAAGUACGCAUCAUACUUGGCAGGUGAUGUUUACUUUAUUAAGCACUAAGACUUAUUGCACAUAGUCUUACUUUUCACAAUAUUUGCACUUUUUUGUAAUGCUGUACAAUGUUGAUAAAACCAUUGUUGGCAAAUGAAUAUUGAAAUAUCUUUGCAAAAUACAGGGGCAAAUCUUAUUUUUUUAGUGUGAAAUGAGUUGCAUUUUGGAUGUACUUUGAAUUUUUCGUAAAGAUAGUAUCAUGUAACAGCUGUAAGAUGCAUGUUCCUUAAUCCACAGGAAAUUAUGUUAAUUGAUUCACAAAUAAAACAUCAACACAG
Acipenser ruthenus (sterlet) is the source of this 3723-nucleotide messenger RNA. RefSeq names its product sortilin-like. Gene Ontology annotation, cellular component: membrane; Golgi apparatus. Gene Ontology annotation, biological process: Golgi to endosome transport; vesicle organization; endocytosis. Bases 158 to 2581 code for a protein of 807 amino acids. NCBI's taxonomy places the organism in Eukaryota, Metazoa, Chordata, Actinopteri, Acipenseriformes, Acipenseridae. The record is from RefSeq and is a predicted model, not a curated record. The transcript has 21 exons. Gene Ontology annotation, molecular function: protein binding.